This is a messenger RNA of Choloepus didactylus (southern two-toed sloth), 2154 nucleotides long. RefSeq names its product ceramide synthase 5 (gene CERS5). NCBI's taxonomy places the organism in Eukaryota, Metazoa, Chordata, Mammalia, Pilosa, Megalonychidae. Gene Ontology annotation, molecular function: sphingosine N-acyltransferase activity; DNA binding. Gene Ontology annotation, cellular component: membrane. Gene Ontology annotation, biological process: ceramide biosynthetic process. The record is from RefSeq and is a predicted model, not a curated record.
GAGAAAGGCCGGAAGGGGGUGGUCGCCAUCCCGGCUCCGCCCCGGGGCCGUGUGCCCGUGGGUUCCGUUGGUCCUGGCGGCAGCUGAGGCUGUGGCGGCGGUGGCCGCGGGGCGGGCGUAAGAUGGCGACAGCGGCGGCGGGAGCCCUGGGCCUGCUGUGGGGCUGGCUGUGGAGCGAGCGCUUCUGGCUGCCCCAGAAUGUGAGCUGGGCUGACCUCGAGGGGCCGGAUGAUGGCUACGGCUACCCGCGGGCCCGGCACAUCCUCUCGGUGUUCCCGCUGGCGGCAGGCGUAUUCUCCGUGAGGCUGCUCUUCGAGCGGUUUAUUGCCAAACCCUGUGCACUCCAUGUUGGCAUCCAGGACAGUGGUCCUUAUCAGGCCCAAUACAAUGCCAUCCUUGAAAAGGUGUUCAUAUCAAUUACUAAGUAUCCUGAUGAGAAAAGGCUGGAUGGCCUGUCAAAGCAACUGGACUGGGAUGUCCGAAAAAUCCAAUGCUGGUUUCGCCAUCGGAGGAAUCAGGACAAGCCCCCAACGCUCACUAAAUUCUGUGAAAGCAUGUGGAGGUUCACUUUUUAUUUAUGUAUAUUCUCCUAUGGAAUUAGAUUUCUGUGGUUGUCACCUUGGUUCUGGGACACUCGACAGUGCUGGCAUGGCUAUCCCCAUCAGCCUCUCACAAGUGGGCUUUAUUACUAUUACAUCAUGGAAUUGGCCUUCUAUUGGUCUCUUAUGUUUUCUCAGUUUACAGACAUUAAAAGAAAGGACUUCCUGAUCAUGUUUGUGCAUCACUUGGCCACCAUUGGACUCAUCACCUUUUCCUACAUCAACAACAUGGUUCGGGUGGGAACUCUGGUCAUGUGUCUACAUGAUGUCUCAGACUUCUUGCUGGAGGCAGCCAAACUGGCCAAUUAUGCCAAGUAUCAGCGGCUCUGUGACACCCUUUUUGUGAUCUUCAGUGCUGUUUUUGUGGUCACUCGUCUAGGAAUCUAUCCAUUCUGGAUUCUGAACACGACCCUCUUUGAGAGUUGGGAGAUAAUCGGGCCCUAUCCUUCCUGGUGGCUCUUCAAUGGCCUUCUCCUGAUCCUACAGGUUCUGCAUGUCAUCUGGUCCUACCUAAUUGUACGAAUUGCUUUCAAAGCCUUGAUCCGGGGAAAGGUGACCUAUCCAGGAGGAUUAGACCCAGACUCUGUACCCUCCACUCUUUUCUCACCUCCUUCCUUUUCUGUAUGCCUGGUGGGAGCUGGACAGUUUCAACUCUUGCAUGUGUCUAAGGAUGAUCGCAGUGAUGUGGAGAGCAGCUCAGAGGAAGAAGAUGUGACUACCAGCACAAAAAGCAGCUCCAGCAAUGGUGCCAAUCGGGUGAAUGGUCACAUGGGAGGCAACUACUGGGCUGAAGAGUAAGGCGGUUGGUAUGGGGACUUGAGCACACAUGGACUUGUAGGACCACUGGCAACCUUAUCCUCUUGAGCCUCCCCACAUCUUCACUCCUUUGAGUUAAGGGGAUUGCAAAGGCAAUGAGGAGAAUCAAAGAAGCAAAUAUUUUCACUUUUUUUUUAAAAAAAACUCUGCCAUUUUAUAUUUAAUAGCCUCUAGGUCCUUUCAGUAACAUUAUUUGCUCUGUGUGUGUGUUUGUGUAUGUGUGUGCACAUGUGCAUUUGUGCAUGUGCAUGAGUUUCAUUGCCUGGGUUGGGGCACAGUUGAAGAGGGGCCCACUGGGCCUUGUCCCUUGCCCCCACCUCAAUCCCAGAUUCUGGCUGCAUCCUGAAUUAUGCUGGCUUGGGACUAUCUCCUCCCUUGUUGCCUGUGACUUGAUACUCCAAACCCCUGGACCAUAUGGAUGGAGCAGCCAAGUUCAGCCCCAGGUUUCUGUACUGUUCCUCCUUGGAGCUGGAAUACUUCACAUGAUGAAGUUGUGUAGAAACAAAGAACCACGGGAUGGAUGUCCAGGACUGCUGUGGCCCCUUGCUGGAUCCCCUUCCCAACACCUGGUAGUGACAGGGAUAGCCGUGGAUACCCUGCUCUUUACUCAAUGGUACGCAGAGACAGGGGUUGGGAGAGGGUGAGCUAAGGGCUGGGGAAGUACAACAGCCACUGGGUGAACUGUUAAUGGUUUUAUACUGUUGUUUACUCUUCUGUGAUUAAAAGUGCUUCAACCCUC